GGAGAAUUUCUUCGCGCAACGAUCACGUGUAGCCUCGGUACUCCCAUCUGAGGGCGCAGAACUGGCGUGUUUGCGGCAACGCCCGCGAUGAGCUCCGAAUCAGAUUACAAACACGUCGAAUCAUCUCAGGAAUCUUCGAGCGAUAAUUCAAGACGUCACGCGCGACCUCUCUCGCGGCGCCAGUCACGCACUCCCCUAACUCCCCGGAAACGACGCCGACUAGAGUCUGUUCAGCCCACUCGAAUUCGCAAGUACCAUCUCGAAGGGCGGUACAAUGAUGCCUACCGCGAGCUUUUCAACGAGCAAGUGAGCCACGCAGCUUCGCGAUUUCAAGCCAACGAGGACAUUCAGCACUACAGCACACAAAUUGGCGCAUCUGUAUGGACCGCGCAGGAGCAGGCAACACUCUUUGCAGCACUAGAACGGCUCGGGAAGGACAACACGCCAGCCAUUGCUAAGGCUAUUGGCACCAAGAGCGUACCAGAGACACGAGAGUUGCUCCUUUUGCUUCAAGACGCCGCCUCCAAGCAAGGCGAUGUAGGAGUAACCCUUCGCGAUGUCCCGGCUGCAAUUGAGGUCGGCAGGGAGUGCAACGAGCAGCUUGACAUUACAGCCGAAGCUCUAGCAUGGUUCCAGGAGUCUUUCGAGGAGAAAGAGGAGCAAGAUAGAUAUGGUCGACACUGGCUCAUUACACCUACGAUAGCCGAAGAGAUCGAGCAUGCGGUCAACGGAGGUCGUUCGCGAGCCCCUUCGGCAACGCCGGCGAGUGAGCCAGACCCUGCACGUAGAGGGGUUGCUGGGUCAUGCACAUUUUGCAAGCACCGAAAGGCCAAAUGUGAUAGAAAAGCUCCGUGCAGUACUUGUGUGCGUUACAGCAACGAGAAUUGUGUGUAUCCGCCAAAGAAGACACCCAAAGCCCAGAAACCGAUGAUCCGCAGAACCAACUCGGCCCCAGUAGUAUCCGAAGAACAAGACCAAAAAGAUGCGCCGAUACAGGCUGGCGAUGCAUCAGCUCCAGAUAUACUUGAGGCUAUUCCAGAAGCGAGUCUCCUCCAGCCUGAGGCGAUGCUUACGCUUUCCAAGAACCUAUUCAUGAAUCGCUCUUCGACCAUACCAUCUCCUUGGCCACAUUGGUCUCAGUACGUGUCAGACGUUGUUACCGAACCAUCUAUAUAUCGCACUGCAUUCAACGAUUUUCACACUCUCGUUUUGUCCGUCACUAAACGCCUAAUGCAGACCGCCAUCGUACAGGCUACUUCACGUCUUCGAGCACAGCGCCAUCGAACCAAGAAGGGGCUUUCACCUUAUGUCAAAAAAAGAGAUGUAUUGGCCGCCAUCGACAUACUCGGAAUGAAACGCGAUGGAAAAGAGAGAUGGAAAGGUGUUGCAAGGCGAUGUGGUGUACGGGUCUUCGCAGGGCAAUAUGCCCCUGGUCAUCAGGGUAAAUCGAAGAGAGAGGUGCCUUGGGACGAAGUUGAACGUGUCAUGGACCGUGCAGAAUCUGUGAGCGAGCGCUCAGAUACAGAAACCCCGUGGGCGACAUCUGGUGGCGAAGAUGAACCCUUCAAUUUCAGAGCCAAACGGAGUGGGACCCCUCUGCCUAUGGAACGACUUGCUCUGGAUACUUCCGACGACGAUCUAGGCGAUGAAGAGUUCGAAGUCCAUAAUGUAGAGUCUGAUGAGUCUCUAGACGAUGAAAUGCAUCAAUCUCCUCGCCUAGAGUCUCCAUCCGGAAACCCCCAGAACAACACUCUUACCCUCGAGGCGUUUGAUCGCCAAGCUAGCCGACAGGAAGAACGUUCGCUGUGGAAUCUCCUUGGUCUCGAGCCGACCGUCAAGGAUGACACGCCCAAAAGCGACGAAGAAGACGACACAGACCUCGACGACUCUGAAAACAUCAUCACAGAGCCCGACGGGUGGCGUAGCUGGGUCGAAUACCAACCAGAAUGGGAGGAACUGCGCACUCUUGUCCCCGCUGCAAAAUUUACAGCAAACCAGAAGCCAGAAGCUCCUAUGCCUAUCACGCAGGCAAAUUAUUUGUUCACUAGUGGCUCGGAAUCCGGCAAUGAAACGGGUACGUCUGGUCGAAGGCGUCAUAAACGAACCCGGACCCAAACGAUCGAACUGCAAACUCAAGGACCCCGCGCGUAUGCAGCGUUACAGGAGAGAGCGUUCAUGAAUGUGAUGAAUGCGAAUGGCUUUGGAUCAGACGAUGACAAUGGCGUAGACAUGGAUCACACAGUACAGUCCGUUGAAGAUGAUGGGGGCGAACCUCAGGCUGUAGCUUCCGAGGAUGAAAUGGAUUGGGACGCAUAGUUUUAGUCAGAAGCAGCGCCUGACACUCAUUCUCGAAGUGCUGGUGUCAGUAGUUAGAGCAACAUUGUCCGUACAAAUGUAGAUUGUAGUCGCAUCUCGAAAGGCCUUGAUGCCCUCACCAAUCAAUCUCAUAAUCAAUGCUCGAAGAUAUUGUGUGCUCUUGCAGUGUUUGUUACGCAGCC
This is a messenger RNA of Dothidotthia symphoricarpi CBS 119687, 2498 nucleotides long. RefSeq lists its product as uncharacterized. Gene Ontology annotation, molecular function: rDNA binding; zinc ion binding; RNA polymerase I general transcription initiation factor activity. Gene Ontology annotation, cellular component: RNA polymerase I upstream activating factor complex. The coding region runs from base 88 to 2316 and encodes 742 amino acids. Gene Ontology annotation, biological process: transcription initiation at RNA polymerase I promoter; nucleolar large rRNA transcription by RNA polymerase I; regulation of DNA-templated transcription. The record is from RefSeq and is a predicted model, not a curated record. The transcript has 2 exons. NCBI's taxonomy places the organism in Eukaryota, Fungi, Ascomycota, Dothideomycetes, Pleosporales, Dothidotthiaceae.